Molecule: messenger RNA, 1482 nt
Organism: Naegleria fowleri
Lineage: Eukaryota; Heterolobosea; Eutetramitea; Acrasida; Naegleriidae
Exons: 1
Coding region: 1-1482 (493 amino acids)
Molecular function (GO): ubiquitin protein ligase activity
Source: RefSeq, a predicted model, not a curated record
AUGUCAGCGACAUCGUUGAUGGCGACUACGACUGGUCGUGAUGGUAGUAGUGAUGAUCCUCUCGGAGCCUAUCGUGGUGUGAGAGUUGAGUUGGAUGAGUUGAACCCUUCAUCAUCAACAUCCUCACGUGCAACAACAGGUCAUGGUGGUGGUUCUACGAAUCGCCAACCGCAACCAACACCACAACAACAAUACUAUCAUUCAACCCGAGAUCAUGAUGAUGGAGAUGAAAUGAUGAAUACAACCACUCAAGAAGAUGAAUUAAAUCAAUGGAAUCAAAAUGAUAGUACCAGUGGAAGAAAUCAUUCGUCAUCAUCAUCACGACAUUCAUUAUUUGGACGCUUAUCGAAUUGGUGGUCUUCAAGAAGUAACAACAAUUCUCUGAGUACAAAUACCCAUCAAGCACAAUCGCCGCAACUUCAUGAAGAAAAUAACAAUCAUGAACAAAGGCCACAACAAUUGCUGCAAGAUGAAAAUUUUCAAACGGAUGAUUUAUUGAAUCCCGAUAGUUUGAAUGCCAUUUCGAGAAGAAGGACCAUGAGGAUCAUAGUUUUAAUUGGUCUUGUAACUGCCAUUAUUCUAGCUCAUGCAAUCAUAAUGUUUGUGGUCAUGAUAGCCUCCAAACAGAGCACAACGCAAGAUGGUGGAGAAAAUUCUAAUAGUGGAGAAAAUAGUGGCGAAACAAGUGACACCCGUCGCGUUUUUAUGUAUUUUCUAACUGUACCAAAUGCAAUCAUUUUGUCAUGCUUGUUAUGUUGCUGUGGAUGCCUUUGUGCAAAGAGAAUGUUUACCCUUUAUUUAAAUUAUAGUUCAUCUUCAUUUGCCAGAAGAAUGAAAGCUUAUUUAUUGAGACAUGGAUUAUUGCAAUACGAAGGAAGCAACGACGAGGACUUUUGGGAUCCAGAGGAAAUUUCUCAAAGAAAUCAAAGACUUUUACAAAUGCUUCAACAACGAGGAAUUGACAUUAGCUCAUUACGACUCAUGAUGAUUGACCGAGAUUUCAAUGAACAAGAUUACGAAACGCUCCUUCAAUUAGAACAAUACAAUCAACAACCAGCUGGUCUUUCAGAGAGUGCACUUGCACAACUGCCAGUUUUCAAAAUACCGCAGCUUGAUUCGUCACAUCCGCCACUCGUAGAAAAGUCAGAUGAAGAUUCCCAUCUGUAUGGUCAUGACGAUGAAAUUCUUCUUCGUAAUCCAGCAUCUUCUUCCCCAAACACAGCGACAACAACAACACCCAACAAUUCUUCUGCAACUCCAACUCAAAAUUCUGGACAUACAUUAGAUUCAUCAAUACCCGAAUGCUCAGAAACAUUGGCUAGAGAACUUCUCGACGAGACCUGUUGCAUUUGUUUGAGCAAGUAUGAACAAGGUGAAGUGGUUUGUACAUUACCAACAUGUCUUCAUAGAUAUCACAGAGAUUGCGUUCAUCAAGCUUUACGAAUGAGAAAUCAAUGUCCAAUUUGUAAAACAGCCAUUUAA